UCACGCAGUGCAUUGUGGGUAGGUCAUAAGCCGCUACUAGGACGCCAUGUGCUUUUGAAACGGGGAGGCUGAAAGAAGACUUGCCUGUGUGAAACCUGCUUUGCUUUCAGAGGGACACUCGGGGGUCACGUUAACAUGUACUGCACCACACGUUGCCUGCGGACCGCGCUGCGGGCGGCAGCGACCACUCACCGGAAACAGCUCCAGCGGCAGACACCAGCCUUGUGUGCACUCAGACUUCUGCAGACGACUUCAUCGGCGCGCACCGAUGUCAUUGCCACCCCUGCAUUAGAUGGUGCACCCAAACAGUAUUCCCCCAAAAUCCAGCAGCUCGUCAAUGACAUAGCCAGCCUCACUUUGUUAGAAGUGUCAGACCUCAAUGAGCUGCUAAAGAAAACUUUAAACAUUCAGGAUGUUGGAAUGAUGCCAAUGGGGGCGAUGGCGGCAUCAGCUGCACCAGUGGCUCAGGCUGUGGAAGAGGAGGAGGAUGUGCCGGUUAAGAAAGAGCAGACCCACUUCACGGUCAAACUGACAGAAGUAAAGGCUGCUGAGAAAGUGAAGCUAAUAAAGGAAGUCAAGAACUGCAUCCAAGGCUUGAAUCUGGUUCAGGCUAAGAAACUAGUGGAGUCUCUUCCUCAGGAAAUCCGGGCCAAUGUGUCCAAAGAUGAGGCUGAGAAACUGAAGGCAGCGCUGGAGGCAGCAGGCGGCACCGUGGUUUUAGAGUAGACUGCCGUCUUCGCUCUUUCUCCACCUGGUUGCUGCUCAUGCACUUCGUCCUUUAUUCUACUAUUUCUUUUUAUACAUAACAAAGAAGAGAGGAUCCCAGGAGAAGGGGAAAUGCCUUCUGACAUUAUUACUGUCUCUUAACAGCGUCAGGUGGGGCGGCACAGCUCGGACUGAACUUUCCAGGCACGCGGCCUGUAUGAACAGCCACCCAGUUCUUUUGUCGAUUGGUUUGUUUCACAGCUGAAAAGAUACAGUAACACUGGCUUAUGUGCCACGUGUUUGGUUAUAAUGUGUACGUUAACCUUUCAAAGAAGGAACGGUCAUGCUGCUGUAGGCUCCUGACCUUGUGUGAAGAGCAUCAGAUGUAUCCAGUACAAGGAGUGGCAGGUUGUUUCCCAUGUGCUUCAUAGAAUUGUUAAUAUGAUUAAAGUUGACAUACCCUCAUGUCACUCUUAUGUUGA
Betta splendens (Siamese fighting fish) is the source of this 1187-nucleotide messenger RNA. RefSeq names its product mitochondrial ribosomal protein L12 (gene mrpl12). The record is from RefSeq and is a predicted model, not a curated record. Lineage: Eukaryota; Metazoa; Chordata; Actinopteri; Anabantiformes; Osphronemidae. Gene Ontology annotation, biological process: mitochondrial transcription; translation. The coding region runs from base 136 to 726 and encodes 196 amino acids. Gene Ontology annotation, cellular component: mitochondrial large ribosomal subunit; ribosome. The transcript has 5 exons. Gene Ontology annotation, molecular function: structural constituent of ribosome.